UUAUUUUUUUAUAGUCGUUGUCUUGUCCCCCCAAACCUGCAGCUCACUCUUUCUUUCUUCCUUUCUUUCUUCUUCCUCAGCUCCCUUCCUUCUUUCCCUUCCUCUGAACUCAAAUCUUUAACAAAAAAAAAAAAAAACCUUGUUUUCUAAUCUCUACUCAAAUCUAGGGUUCGGUUCCACACACCAUCUUUUAUCUAUUCUUUUUUCCUUUCAAACCCCAUAAAAAAUUAUAACCCAAAAAACCAACAAAAGAAAUAAAAAGUUGGGAUUUCUCUCUUUGGUUUUUUUAAAGCUUCACACUUUGAUAAUAGUACCAUUUUUUUAACAAUUUUCGUUGGUUUUGUGGGUUUUUGUUAAUUUGUUUAAUUCCUCCCCAACUUUUGAUGUUUGUUGUGAAAUAGUUAACAAUAUGGCUGGACUAGAUUUAGGCUAUGUUCAACAACUUCACCGCCCUGAUCUGCACCUCCAAAGCAGUCAAACCAGUCAAUACGCCGAUCAACACGACGACGACAACGACGAUAGCGGCGGCGGCGGCCACCAGCCCGGCCCAGGCGACAUCGUCGGGCGGAGGCCCAGGGGACGCCCGCCGGGCUCCAAGAACAAGCCCAAACCGCCGGUGAUUAUAACCCGGGAGAGUGCCAACACCCUGCGGGCCCAUAUCUUGGAAGUCGGAAACGGCUGCGACGUCUUCGAAUGCGUGGCGACUUACGCCCGCCGCCGGCAGCGUGGGAUCUGCGUCCUCAGCGGCAGCGGGACCGUCACGAACGUCAGCCUCCGGCAGCCGACGGCUGCCGGUGCGGUGGUGACGCUGCACGGGAGGUUCGAGAUUUUGUCGCUUUCGGGUUCUUUCCUCCCACCGCCAGCUCCGCCGGGGGCCACCAGUUUGACCAUAUUUUUAGCUGGUGGUCAAGGGCAGGUAGUUGGUGGGAGUGUGGUCGGGGAGUUGACCGCUGCCGGGCCGGUUAUUGUAAUUGCUUCUUCGUUUACGAAUGUUGCUUAUGAGAGGUUGCCGUUGGAUGAAGAUGAGCAGCAGCAGCUUCAGAUUCAGCCGCCGGUUUCGCAAGCUUCCGGCGCUAGUAGCGGCGGAGGAGGCGGUGGUGGUGGUGGUGGAGGAGGAGGAGGAAUGAACCCUUUUCCCGACCCGUCUUCCGGGCUACCUUUCUUUAACAUGCCUCAGCUGCCGGUGGAUGGUUGGAAUGGAAAUACGCCGGUUCGUCCUCAGUUUUAGGAGAAAUGAAGGAAGACGGUUUAAGAUAUUGUUGUUCUGAGGAGAAAUAGGAUUUGCUGAAUGAUGAUAUGAAAUGAAAGGUGAGAGGCUUCCAAUUUUAAUUAAUAAUCAAGUUUUAAGUUGUAUUACUUGAUGAUCAUUCUUCUUCUCCUCUUUCUUCUCUCUUUAGUGUUGUUGGUUCAGUCAAUUAGGAGUUUUUUCUUUUUUUUUUUGUUGUUUUUUCUUCUUCUUUUUGGAGGAGUGGAGGGGGAUGUGGGGAGUCAUUGUAGUUUUAUUUUGGAAAUUAAUAGUGCCCUUUCUAAUUACUGUUUUUCUUCACUCUCUUUUGUUAGAAAUGGUUUGAGAGAAAUUAGUCCAAAAAAAGAAAAAUGUUGAUUCUGUUCUUUGUUCAUACAUAUUCUUGCAGAAUUGAUUAUGUUUGCUCACUAUCUCUUUGUUAACUUCUUCAAGUUUGUUCAUCCUAUACGAAUAGGCAUAUGUAGAAGCUGCUUGCUCACUACUUCAUAUUUCUCUCUUUUAACUAAAGGUUAGAAUAAUGUAUAUAGUUAAUUCUUUGAUAUAAUAUUAACCAAAAACAUAGAAGUAUAACGGGAAUUUUUGGGGGUAUAUGUUGCAUUGCUCCAAAUAUUGAUGCACUCUCUUUCUCCAUACACAAGACAAUUUUUUAUUUAGGAUAGUAAGAAACGCUCUUAGCAAUUAAAGGUGUUUCUGGGACGGAUUCUUUUUGUUGGAUGAGUUGUCAAGUUAUGGUUUUCCUAAAACACGAGCAAACAUGCAUUAAUGUUUGGUUUUUGCUGAAAUCUUUGAUGCAUCUUAGCUCAGAUUUGUGGUACUACUAUAUUUUUGGGAAAUUGAUCCCAUCUGGGUUUUUUUCUUUUUUUUUUUACUGAAAACCAUGCUUCUUCUCCUUCCUAGUUCCUGCUCUAUCUGUCACACACACACACACACACAUAAAUUUGGUUUCAGAAGUACUGGUAGUAAACCAUGGCAAGUUGUCCAAAUGGCCAUUUUCCAGUUUUUUCAGAGGCGUUACAUUGCACUUGAUUACCUCAUGAUUGAUGUUACUUGUCUUCUCAAUAAUACAAUGCAUGAAUUAAUGUAGUACCUAAUUUUAAUUAACAAAUCCCAUCUUUGAUUAUUUUGAAUUCCCCCCACUUUUUUAAAGAAAAAACAAAAAGAGUCCAAUGCUUAUCCAAAGAAGCAAUUCAGAAAUAUAUAUAUUUUUUCAUUAUUAAAAAAGUUUUAUCAAGUUGCACGAGAAGUUGACAUUCUUGAUGAGUCCUCUUAUCUGGCAAAUCCUUGGUCAACGAUCUCCAUCCUUACCGAUCACCUGAUGAUUCAAGUCCUGUUUGUUCAUGCAUUUGAUGGUAUUCUUAUUGGCGGCAUUGUUUGCAUGGUGCAAAGUUUCUUUUCCGAUUAUCAUCAAUCAAAUGGUUUUUUAGUCGCUUCGAAGUUACUGUUUUUGCAAUUUAAUUAUGACAACUUGUCGAUCUUCUUGGUUCAAUCUCUUUGGUUAUACUCCCUUUGGCCCCAGAAUAAUUUAGGGAAGGAAAAUGGUUGGUAACUUAGUCCACUAUUGUUAUAGGUUCAAGAAUCAAGAUACAUGCAUGAUGAGUUGAAUGUUACCGUUUUUAUUUACUUUUUACAUGCAUCACUACUUGAGUUGAAUGUUACCGUUUUUAUUUACUUUUUACAUGCAUCACUACUACUUUGCUUAAAAUGAAUUUUAAAACGGACUUCAUAUUGAUUUUUAGACUAACAAUAGGUUUUGAAGAGACUAUAAAUCCAAAGGUAAAGAAGAGUAUAACCUGUUGUAGCACUUUUCUGUUUUGGUUUGUCGUUUAGAAAAUUUUAGGCUUUUUAUUCUUCUUAGGGACAGUAAAACAUCCCUCCAAUUACUGUAGUAUGAGUAAGAUCGAAGGCAUCUAAUAACCUAAUCCCCAUAGAAACUCCAAGGGUUUUCUUUCCCGCACAUAAAAAGAUAAACCAUAUAAAUAGCUCUCCAUGGCUUCUUCUGCUCAUAAGUUUACGCAUUAUUUGCACUAAAGAGCGAGUUUGUACUUAUUCUGCUCAAAAAAAAUUUAUUCUCGUAUCAUUUUAAACAAAAAGAAUAAUAACUUAUAGCUUCCUAUGUCUAUUUCGUUGUUUAUGAUUUAGUUUCUUGGACGUAGCUUGAUUAGUACAUAUGUGGGA
Messenger RNA from Oldenlandia corymbosa var. corymbosa, 3421 nucleotides. Lineage: Eukaryota; Viridiplantae; Streptophyta; Magnoliopsida; Gentianales; Rubiaceae. The record is from the annotation of a GenBank genome assembly.